AUGACCGGCUACGGAACUCAAAAUGGUGAUGUUUUAACUCGAGAUGCAUAUGAACGCUUCCAACAGCUUGAAAGUUUGAUAAAGACAUAUGCCUCAAACGCAGCUACUGCCAAGAAAAAGUUCAAUCCAACACCACUCGGUUUGUGUGCAUUUUCUUUGACAACAUUUGUUUUGUCGAUGUUCAAUGCUGGUGCAACUAUUCCUGUCACAUAUUCACAUGGAGCUGUCAUGGGUUGUGCUCUAUUCUAUGGUGGUUUGAUUCAAUUCAUAGCAGGUCUACUCGAAUAUAAAAUUGGCAAUGAUAUUGGUGCGCUCGCUUUUUGUUCUUACGGUGGGUUUUGGAUGGGACUGGCGUCACUCAGUAUUAGUGCUUUUGGCUUUCUUGACAAGACGGACACGGUUUCACUUAAUAAUUCUUUAGGAGUACUUUUUCUUGCAUGGGCAAUAUUUUCUGGAUCCAUGACGAUUGCAACUCUCAGAACUCAUCUUGUUCUGGUCGUACUCUUAUUUACCGUUAUGGUCACUUUUAUAUUAUUAUCGGCUAGCAAAUUCAUGAAUGCUGACGCAAAUCUACAACGUGCGGGUGGUGCUGUUGGUAUUUUGGCGGCAGCCAUUGCGUGGUAUGCUGCAUUCGCCAGUCUUCUGAAACGAGGUGAAAAUUCUUAUUUCGAACUGCCUGUGUAUAGUCUGGCACCAAAAUCAAUACCGGUCGUCGAGGCAAAGGUCAUGAAUAACACGCCGGUGUGA
Rotaria sp. Silwood2 is the source of this 747-nucleotide messenger RNA. The record is from the annotation of a GenBank genome assembly. Lineage: Eukaryota; Metazoa; Rotifera; Eurotatoria; Philodinida; Philodinidae.